Molecule: messenger RNA, 1247 nt
Organism: Tribolium madens (black flour beetle)
Lineage: Eukaryota; Metazoa; Arthropoda; Insecta; Coleoptera; Tenebrionidae
Gene: Vdup1
Product: arrestin domain-containing protein 17
Exons: 6
Coding region: 96-1112 (338 amino acids)
Biological process (GO): protein transport
Cellular component (GO): cytoplasm
Source: RefSeq, a predicted model, not a curated record
UGGUAAAGAGGGAAAGUAGUCGCAUCGUAAAGUCGGAUAUGGUUGAAGCGUGCGUUGGCAACAAAAAUCCAAGUGUUUUAUAAUGUGUAAAUAAAAUGCCACGCAAGUUACUAAAAUUUUUAAUUCUCUUUGACAAUACAUCUUUGUUGUACUUCCCCGGACAGUUCUUAUCAGGACGAGUUCUCAUCGAACUUCAGGAUGACACGCCUGCACUCGGUCUACAUUUUCACGUGGUGGGGGAAGGAGUUGUGCGAGUUCGAAGUUCUCGCCAAGAGAGGGUGUACGACAGGGAAAAUUACAUAGAUUUUAGAAUGCGGUUGUUGGGCGAACCUGGACAAGGUCCUUCAGUAUUAUCUCCGGGAAUUCAUAGUUUCCCUUUCAAAUUGGGGCUUCCAUUGGGUCUACCUUCAACGUUCUUGGGAAAGCACGGAUGGGUGCAAUACUUCUGCAAGGCAGCUUUAAGGGAACCAAAUGGUCUAACCCACAAGAACCAACAAGUAUUCAUUGUGAUGAACCCCAUCGACCUGAAUUUAGAACCUUCAACACUGGGAAACAUUUCGGGACAGGAAACAUUUAGGUGCGAAGUUGAACAUAAGUUUGGAGUUAGUUGUGUUGGCUCAGGAUCGGUCGUCUGUAAAGUCACUCUUGAUAGAGGCGGAUAUGUUCCUGGGGAGAGUAUAGGUGUUACCGCCAGUAUUUAUAAUAGGAGCAGAGUAACAAUUAAGAGUACCAGGGCAGCUUUAACAGAAAGUAUAACUUAUAUGGCACGAGGCAAAGUCGUUCAAUCUGAAAAGAGAGAAUUGGCGUCUUUAGCAAGAGGGAAAAUCCGACCAGGAGAAAAAGACGAGUGGAUUAACGAACAACUUUACAUACCACCAUUACCACCGACAAAUCUCCGAGGUUGCCAUUUAAUUAAAGUCAAUUACGAUGUUUACUUCAUAAUAGAACCGAAGAAUCUUCAAAAGGAAGUUAAACUCCAAUUACCGAUUGUGAUGGCGACUUAUCCAUUGCGAUCUGAAGAUGACAAUAGUGCCUACAAGUCGGGAACACAUUACCCCUCUACCCUACCCAUAUUCAGGCCUUGGCUUGAAGAUAAACCAACAAUCGAUUGACAUUUACAAUAAGUUAGAUAUUUAAUAAUGUAUUCACGUGCCAAUAUAGGUAUAACAUCUAUUUUAUCAUAAAUAUUACUGAUAUUUUAACUUGUACAAAUUGUGCUUUGUUUGGAAAUAAAAUAUAUAAAUAUU